Stegastes partitus (bicolor damselfish) is the source of this 2799-nucleotide messenger RNA. It is a transcript of the gene npas4a, whose product is annotated as neuronal PAS domain protein 4a. Gene Ontology annotation, biological process: regulation of transcription by RNA polymerase II. Gene Ontology annotation, molecular function: DNA-binding transcription factor activity, RNA polymerase II-specific; RNA polymerase II transcription regulatory region sequence-specific DNA binding; protein dimerization activity. The record is from RefSeq and is a predicted model, not a curated record. The coding region runs from base 1 to 2799 and encodes 932 amino acids. Lineage: Eukaryota; Metazoa; Chordata; Actinopteri; Pomacentridae. The transcript has 8 exons.
AUGUACCGCUCAACCAAAGGAGCUUCCAAGGCUCGACGGGACCAGAUCAACGCCGAGAUCCGGAACCUGAAGGACUUGUUGCCCAUCUCUGAUGCAGAUAAAGCGCGGCUCUCAUACCUGCACAUCAUGUCCCUCGCCUGCAUGUACACCAGGAAAUCUGUCUUCUUCACUCAAGAAGCGGGAACUGCUGCUAGUCUCGAGGAGAGCGCACGGUUCCUGUCUUUUCACGAGCUGUCAGAGUUGAUGCAGGCGCUGCCGGGCUUUCUGAUGCUGCUGACCGGAGAGGGGAAGCUCCUGUACCUGUCAGACAGCGUCUCCGAGCACCUCGGACACUCCAUGGUGGAUCUUGUGGCACAGGGAGACAGUGUGUAUGAUAUCAUCGACGCCUCAGACCACUUUAUCAUGAGGACCAACCUGUCAACCUCCUCAUCACUUGAAAUGGACCGUCUCUUCCGCUGUCGUUUCAACACCUCCAAGUCCGUGCGGAGGCAGAGUGCUGGAAACAAGCUGGUUCUGAUCCGAGCUCGCUGCCUUUCCCCCCCCUCCCCCUCUCCUGCUGCCGGGUCCUACUGGACCUCCAACCCCGUGUGGGUGUGUUUCUGCUCCCCUCUGGAGCCCCAUCCGACCCGCUCCAGCCCCGGGGCCGAGAGGGAGUCGACCUCCACCCCUCCCCUGGCUGAGGCCAACUUGUUCCUGGCCUGCUUCCACUCCCAGCACGGCCGGGACAUGAGGCUGCAGACAGCACAGGACAGUGUGAGCGCCUAUCUUGGCUUUGAUGUGACAGCUUUACGCUCUCGCUCCUGGUACAGCCUCCUCCACCCACAGGAUCUGUCACAUGCCUCCGCUCAGCACCGUAGCCUAUUGAGAGAAGGAGGAGAGGGCAGAGCUGAGAUGGUGGUGCGUGUGCAGGCUCAGGACCAGUCGUGGGUUUGGCUCUACAUGGUGCUACAACUGCAGCCUGGAGAAAUCCCCAUCAGCAGCAACAACUACAUAAUCAGUGACUCUGAGGCCUGGUCAGUGCGUCAGCAGCUCAGCUCAGAACAGACCCAGCUCACCCUGGUCCUGAGUGCUGGCACCUCCCAGCAGGAGAGUCUGAGUCUUCAGUCCCCAGAAACCCUGUCCAGCCCAGACCAGGUCUUCACCCCAGGCAGCAGCGGCCUGUCUGCCCAGUCCUUUGACUUCAGCACUGCCGGCUGCAGCGUGGGCUCCUCUGACGAACCAGGGAGCUCUGCUCCUGAGGCCAUGCAGCUGGAGGGUGAUCCUCGCUCCAGUAUCUCCUCUCUGGAGGAGGAAAGCUUCUUUCAACAGCAUCCCACCGAAACCCCCUCAGCGGCCUCCUCCCCCACUCCAGUCACUGUUGAAACAGUAGCAGACUUAGACUUUUUAACCCAGAACAUUCUCCUGCCGCCAUCCUUCCAGCUCGACCCUCCACUGCCAGCUCUCCCCCUGCCUCUCCCCCCAGUGCCCACCUCACAAGCUCAGCAGACCAAAGAGUUUGUGUGCACUCCGCCCUACACCCCCCAGGUUGGUGGGGCUAGCUUUCCAUUCGGCGAGCCCCUCUUCAGCUUUGACCCCACUGGCACCACUACUCCUCCCCCCUCUGCUACAAGUGCCACUGCCACCACCUCCUUGGCCCCCUCAGCUUCCUCCACAGCCCCACCGACUACCGCCUCCAGCCCCAUUCCUCCCACCACCCUCUCCACCAAGCUCCCCCUCUCACUACCGACCCCAUCUACUGAGCUCCUCUUCCCAAUUGAGCCCUGCAGUGGUUCCCUGUACGAGAAACUGCCCCCAACACCCGACAGCCCUGGAGACGGGGACUGCACAGUCAUGACCCUGCCUGAGGUCCGGGGUCCACUGUAUGUAGACGUACCACUGGGGCCCCUCCAGUGUCCUCCCGAGGGCCUCCUCACCCCCGAAGCUUCACCCGGCAAACAGCCCUGCCUCUCUUUCUUCUCCCUUGAAAGGGAGAAGGAAAGAGCAGAAAUAUCCCUCUUAGCUCAGCACAUUAGCUCACUGGCAGAGGGAUUCUACCUGGAUCCACUCUUGUCAAAACUCUCCCCUCCCUCCAUAUCACCCUCCUCCUCCCCUCCCUCCCCCUUUAUGUCUCCAGCCAUAGAAACUCCUGAUUCACUCCAGAUGCUUAGGGAGUUUUAUCCCAUCAAAGCAUGGAGAGGUCUGGACAUUCCCAUCUUCCUUGAUGAUGAUGAUUCUCUGUUUGAAGAGAGCAUCCUAGAGACCCUUCUCCAAGAUGACUUCGCUCCCCCUCAGUCGCCCGGCCUCUCCUGCACCUCCCCCUCCACCUCCCCUAUGCCCAACCCUUGCAGCCCAACCUCUCCUCAAACCCCAGUGUGCUGGCGCCAACCCUCCCAGUUUGAGGGAGUGGGCCACGUCUGUAGCGUCCAAUCGGCGCAAUGUAACUCUAUGGCUGGGUGCGGGGCGACUGUGGCUGCUGAGGCCGGGGUAAAGGCAGAUGGGGAGGGGUUAGUGGAGGAAGCAAUGGAGAUCGAGGUGGUGUCAUCUCCUGUGUCCUCCUGCUCCUCCAUCCCAGCUUCCCCUCCCCUCAUCCUCACUGCCUCCCCCAGCCCCGCCACCUCCACGCCCAUCGCCUCGCCCACGCCCGCCGUGUCUUGCACUCAGUCCCUCCUGGAGGAACUGGCCGUCCUGGAACCCAUGUUUGGGGCAGGUGCCUCGAUCGCCCCUGGCUUAGGGCAACAACCUGAGUUGUAUCAACUCCAAUGUCAUCCAUCGCCACAGUGCUUCCACAAAGAUGGGAGUGGAAGUGUUCCUCCGUUCUAA